AUUUUUGUAAAGGAAUUUUGCACUUAAGAUGAACAGCGUUGAUAGUGGACUUUUGGACGAUAAGGAUAUGGCUCAAGAUCUUGGUCUUGUAAGAAGGCCAACUACGACCAAUUAUGAGCAGCAUGAAGCUGAGCAAGAAAGCAUCAGAGCUAAAGCUUUAUCAAAACAAAAUGGGCAGACAAUUUCAAGAUUUGCUUGCUCGGUGAUUAUGAUUUUGAUCUGUAUCAUGGCUUCUGGUCUUGAUAACUGAGGACAAGAUAUUAGAGGACUUCUUUGGCUAGCUGUUAAGAUUAAAGGAGGUCUUUGCGCAUAUUAUUUUGUGACUAUGUAUCUUUUGUCUGCAAAGAUAAUAAAGCCAACACUAUUCCACAUCUUUGAUGUUUGUAUCUUCCUAGGACUUUUAGUAUUUUAUUAUCAUGUCAUAUCUCUCUACAUUAAUAGAAAUAACUCUUGUAGAGACAGCUGGAAUUGGCUCUGGUUUGGUCACUUCCUCCUUCUAAUUGAAUCUCUAUGAAGCAUGUGUAUGUGUUGCUGACUCACAUGUUUGAUAACUUUCGUUCUUAGUGUUCUAUGCUGCGCAGCAGCCGCUGAUAAUGAAAAGAAGAGAGCUAACGUUGCUCUGAGCGACUUGCUAUUGAAUGCUGCUCAAUUCAAGUUUAAUCCCGAGGACUACAGAAGUACAAAGAGCUGUACAAUUUGUCUUGAUGACUUCAAGCAAGGAGACAAUAUUAUUAACUUACCAUGCCACAAAACUCACAUCUUCCAUUCCCAAUGCAUUGCCGACUGGGUGAAGGAGAACAACAACUGUCCCCUAUGCAAGACUCCAAUAACUGAAGAGGACAUUAAUGGAAUAGAAAUGAAAGAGACUCCUGUUUAA
Messenger RNA from Moneuplotes crassus, 877 nucleotides. NCBI's taxonomy places the organism in Eukaryota, Ciliophora, Spirotrichea, Euplotida, Euplotidae. The record is from the annotation of a GenBank genome assembly.